AUGACUGCAGAAAGCGGAUUCAUGUCAUCCGACAGCGAUAGCGAGUUUGCAGAUCUGAAGAUUGCUGAAGACUUCAAGAAGUCAUCAAACUUGGAUAAAAUGACCGCUGCCUACUCAUCAAUCAUCUCCCAUGUUGGUGAGGAUGUGCAACGGCAAGGACUUUUAAAAACACCUGAUAGGGCUGCCAAAGCGAUGUUGUUCUUCACAAAGGGCUACGAACAACAGUUAGAUGAAAUUCUCAAUGAUGCUGUAUUCGAUGAGGAUCACGAUGAAAUGGUCAUAGUGAGGGAUAUUGAAAUGUUUUCCCUCUGUGAACAUCACUUGGUGCCCUUUAAUGGAAAGGUACACAUCGGGUACAUUCCGAACAAAAAAGUCCUGGGCCUUUCAAAACUGGCUCGAAUCGUCGAAAUGUUCAGUCGACGACUUCAAGUGCAGGAACGGCUAACAAAACAAAUAGCGACAGCAAUGGUACAAGCAGUUCAGCCUGCUGGUGUCGCCGUCGUAAUCGAGGCUAGCCACAUGUGCAUGGUUAUGCGUGGAGUUCAAAAGAUCAACGCUACCACGUCUACAUCCUGCAUGCUUGGAGCGUUCAAGGACGAUCCAAAGACGAGAGAAGAGUUUUUGAAUCUCAUCAACAAACGAUAG
Messenger RNA from Cooperia oncophora, 645 nucleotides. NCBI's taxonomy places the organism in Eukaryota, Metazoa, Nematoda, Chromadorea, Rhabditida, Trichostrongylidae. The record is from the annotation of a GenBank genome assembly.